Molecule: messenger RNA, 1331 nt
Organism: Lonchura striata (white-rumped munia)
Lineage: Eukaryota; Metazoa; Chordata; Aves; Passeriformes; Estrildidae
Gene: NPVF
Product: neuropeptide VF precursor
Biological process (GO): negative regulation of gonadotropin secretion; neuropeptide signaling pathway
Molecular function (GO): signaling receptor binding
Source: RefSeq, a predicted model, not a curated record
AAAUACCUUCAUUAUUGCCAAUUAGUGCAGAAUAGUAUGAAAGAUGAGCCAAUUGCCUGGGCCUGGGGGCUCCACAAACAAGUGAAUUGAUGGUGUCAGUCAGAAGAAAUUCCAGAUUUCAGAGCCAGGAGGGGCCACUAGAUCACAGAGUCUGACUUCUUGAAUAACACAGCCAUUACUUUUACUCUGUUACUUGUAUCUUCAUAAUAUCUCCCUUCUCACAGAUGGAUGAUUAGGCAAGAUAAUGGGAAAACAAAGGGAAGCAGAUCUGUCUCCAAAGAUACAAAACAGCUACAGCGUUGGUACCCUGACACAGGAGAACAAUGACAUUUGCUGAUGCCCUUCUAUCAACCUCACAGCCUGGUGGAGCAGCCCAGAUGCUCCAGUGGUCUUUCUCACAUCAAACAGCAUGUGCCUAAAUGAACCAGUGAAGUCCAGGCUGCAGAGCAGAGAAGACAAUGAUGAUAAAUAUUAUGAGAUUAAAGAUAAUAUUUUGGAAGAAAAGCAGAGAAGUCUCAAUUUUGAAGAAAUGGAAGACUGGAGAUCAAAAGAUAUCAUUAAAAUGAAUCCUUUUGCAGCAAGCAAAAUGCCAAACUCAGUUGCUAAUUUACCUCUUAGAUUUGGAAGAAAUUAUCCAGAGGAAAGAAGCAUUAAACCAUUUUCUAAUUUGCCCCUGAGAUUUGGAAGAGCUUUUGGAGAGAACAUACGUAAUCAUGCUCCAAAGGUAUCACACAGGCUUGAGAGAUCUCCACUCGUCAAAGGUUCCAGUCAAUCACUUCUAAAUUUGCCACAGAGGUUUGGAAAGUCACUGGCUGUCAAUCUGCCUCAGGACGUUGAGGAAUUUGAACCAGGAAUAUGAAUUCUAACAGUUACACUAAUACUGGAAUGAAAUUAUGAAGACAGAAUUUGAAAGACUUGGAAAAGCUGCAAUGUGUUUUCAAGACUAAAGGUCAUGAAAAGGAAACAUGUGAAUUGAAAUGCAAACCUGCCUUCAUGUAUGCAUAAUGUAUUUUUUCUGUACAAACCCUUGACAAAUAAGGCAAUGAUACUUGUAGUGAUUGUUGUAGUAGUUUACUUCAGUGGCAGUGUAGUAUAAAUUCUAUUUAUUUCUGUGCUACUUAUGUCUUUUUGGCUGUAAAACCAAAUUUCAGAACAAUGGCUGUAUAAUUUACAGCAUUUUAAGCAGAAUUAAAAGAAGCAUAAAAUUAAUAAAGAUGCAUGAUUCAAAUAAAAAGAAGCCUAUGAUGUGAAUAAUAAUGAGAAGCAGGAUCAAAACUGCUGAUAACCUUUAUGUCAUGAGCAGCUAAAUAAAAUCAAGUGUUGAGAAAACA